AUGACCAUUUUCUCAGUUCAGUCCACUAUCUUCAGCCGAGCUUCCGUAGCUCUUCUCUCUAGCAAUGGAUUCAAACGGUUUUCAUUCGCUUCCUCGUUUUCCUCGGCCGCAGUUUAUUCUCCACCUCUCCCCAAAAUGAAGAAGCGCCGAUAUCCCAUCGUCUCUGCUGUUGAUAUUGGCGGCGUCACUAUCGCUAGAAAUGAUGUGGUGAGAGAGGAUGAUCCUACGAACAAUGUACCAGACUCGAUUUUCUCAAAACUAGGAGUGCAGCUACACAGGAGGGAUAAGCAUCCUAUUGGGAUCAUUAAAAAUGCUAUCUACGACUACUUUGAUAACAAUUACUCGAAAAUGUUUGACAAGAUCGAAGACCUUUCCCCAAUUGUUACAACAAAGCAAAACUUUGAUGAUGUGCUAGUCCCUGCUGAUCAUGUAAGCAGAAGCCUCAAUGACACGUACUAUGUAGACUCGCAAACUGUUUUGCGAUGCCACACAAGUGCUCACCAAGCUGAGCUGUUGAGGAAAGGUCACAGACGUUUCCUUGUAACCGGGGAUGUUUACCGUAGAGAUUCUAUCGAUUCUACUCAUUAUCCGGUUUUCCAUCAGAUGGAAGGCUUUUGUGUGUUUUCUCCUGAGGACUGGAAAGAGUCUGGCAUGGAUUCCACAUUAUAUGCUGCUGAGGAUUUAAAGAAAUGCCUCGAGGGGUUGGCAAGUCACUUGUUUGGAGCUGUGGAGAUGAGAUGGGUUGAUACAUAUUUCCCAUUUACCAAUCCAUCUUUCGAGCUUGAGAUAUACUUCAAGGAUGACUGGCUGGAGGUUUUGGGCUGUGGGGUGACUGAGCAAGGAAUAUUGAAGCAGAGUGGAUUAGAGAAUAAUGUUGCUUGGGCCUUUGGACUUGGAUUGGAGCGUCUUGCUAUGGUUUUGUUUGACAUCCCUGAUAUCAGACUUUUCUGGUCUGACGAUGAACGGUUUACGUCCCAGUUUGCAGAAGGAGAUUUUGGAGUCAAGUUCAAGCCAUUUUCAAAGUAUCCUCCUUGUUACAAGGACAUCAGUUUCUGGAUCAGUGAAUCAUUCACAGAGAAUAACUUUUGUGAAGUUGUUAGAGGAAUCGCUGGGGAUCUUGUUGAAGAGAGUAAGGUGCGUGAUGAGGUGGAGAGCAAGCUAAAUGUUGAAUUAAGGUGA
Messenger RNA from Thlaspi arvense, 1179 nucleotides. The record is from the annotation of a GenBank genome assembly. NCBI's taxonomy places the organism in Eukaryota, Viridiplantae, Streptophyta, Magnoliopsida, Brassicales, Brassicaceae.